AUGGAGGAGGACAUUGAUUGGAUUAUAAUGUCUGGCCCACCACUCCACCCUUUACGACCAGGUCCACCUCUAUAAGGCAGCAAUCCCAACUUUUGCCAGGACCCUGAAGGACGUCACCCCCGACCAGCGAGUCACCCUCCCAGACCUGCAAGACCCCCUCCCGAAGGACCUGCACCGAGAGAACCCACGCCAAGAGGACCUACACCCAGACCACAGCUUCACCAGCCACACCCCAACCAGCUGAGACCACCCCAAACAAACCCCGCCCCCCCCCCCCCCCGAUCACAGUCUACCUGAACAGAACAGUCAGCCCACUGACACCCCUAUCAGACCACAGCAAAAUCACAGUCUACCUGAACAGAGCAAUACAAAAUCAUGAGGCAUCAAAGCCAAAGGAACUGAAUAAUAUUAAGAAAUGCUAUAGAUGGAAGGAAAGAAGUGUUGAAACCUACCCCAAAAAAUUAUUAGGCAACAACAAAUUCAAUCCCUUUUAAACAACUUCCUGGACAAAACAUUUCACUGUAAUAGUGAAGGUGUAAACUUGGGAGUAGAAAACCUAAACAGUAUAUUUGAUCUUUCAGCUUCCCAUCAAAUCUAAAAAUGUCAAGCAGACAACCUAAGAAAAUUAACAACAAUGACAAAUGGUUUGAUGAAGAAUGCAAAAACCUAAGAAAGAAAUUGAGAAACCUAUCCAACCAAAAACAUAGAGACCCAGAAAACAGAGUCUAUGCCUUCACUAUGGUGAAUCACUAAAACAAUACCGAAAUACACUACGGAAAAAGAAGGAACAGCACGUCAGAAAUCAGCUCAAUGUAAUUGAAGAAUCCAUAGACUCUAACCACUUCUGGGAAAACUGGAAAACUCUAAACAAACAACAACACGAAGGGUUAUCUAUCCAAAAUGGAGAUGUGUGGAUAAACCACUUCUCCAAUCUUUUUGGCUCUAUAACAAAGAACAAACAGCAAAAACAUAUACGAGGUCAAUUACAAAUCUUAGAAUCAGCUACUAAAGACUACCAGAAACCCGCUGGAUUCUCCAAUUACAUUGAAUGAACUACAGGACAAAAUACAAACCCUCCAAACCAAAAAGGUCUGUGGUGUUGAUGAUAUCCUACAUGAAAUUAUAAUAUAUACAGACCACAAAUUCCAAUUGGCUAUACUUAAACUCUUUAACAUCAUCCUCAGCUCUGGCAUCUCAUCAAAUAUUUCGAACCAAGGACUGGUAAACCCAAUCCACAAAAGUGGAGACAAAUUUGACUCCAGUAACUACCAUUGGAUAUGCGUCAACAGCAACCUUGGGAAAAUCCUCUGCAUUAUCAUUAACAGCAGACUUGUACAUUUCCUCAGUGAAAACAAUGUACUGAGCAAAUGUAAAUUGGCUUUUUACCAAAUUACCGUACGACAGACCACGAAUUCACCCUAGACCCCUAAUUGAAAAAACAAACAAACCAAAACAAAGGCAAAGUCUUCUCAUGCUUUGUUGAUUUCAAAAAAGCUUUUGACUCAAUUUGGAAUGAGGGUCUGCUAUACAAAUUGAUGGAAAGUGGUGUUGGGGGAAAAACAUACAACAUUAUAAAAUCCAUGUACACAAACAACAAGUGUGCGGUUAAAAUUGGCAGAAACACACACAUUUCUUUCCACAGGGCCGUGGGGUGAGACAAGGAUGCAGUUUAAGCCCCACCUUCUUCAACAUAUAUAUCAACGAAUUGGCGAGGGCACUAGAACAGUCUGCAGCACCCGGCCUCACCCUACUAGAAUCUGAAGUCAAAUGUCUACUGUUUGCUGAUGAUCUGGUGCUUCUGUCACCAACCAAGGAGGGCCUACAGCAGCACCUAGAUCUUCUGCACAGAUUCCGUCAGACCUGGGCCCUGACAGUAAAUCUCAGCAAGACAAAAAUAAGGGUGUUCCAAAAAAGGUCCAGUUGCCAGGACCACAAAUACAAAUUCCAUCUAGACACCGUUGCCCUAGAGCACACAAAAAACUAUACAUACCUCUGCCUAAACAUCAGCGCCACAGGUAACUUCCACAAAGCUGUGAACGAUCUGAGAGACAAGGCAAGAAGGGCCUUCCAAAAGGAAUAUAACAUUUGACAUACCAAUUAGGAUCUGGCUAAAAAUACCAAAUAAUGCAUGCAGAGCAGAAUUAGGACAAUACCUGCUAAUUAUCAAAAUACAGAAAAGAGCUGUUAAAUUCUAUAACCACUUAAAAGGAAGCGAUUCCCAAACCUUCCAUAACAAAGCCAUCAGCUACAUUGAAAAAUGAACCUGGAGAAGAGUCCCAUAAGCAAGCUGGUCCUGGGGCUCUGUUCACAAACACAAACAGACCCCACAGAUCACCAGGACAGCAACACAAUUAGACCCAAUCAUGAGAAAACUAAAAGAUAAUUACUUGAUGAUUUCAAAAAAACGGAUCAAACUAGAAUGCUAUUUGGCCCAAACAGAGAUUACACAGUGGCAGAAUACCUGACAACUGUGACUUACCCAAAAUUAAGGAACGUUUUGACUACGUCCAGACUCAGUGAGCAUAGUCUUGCUAUUGAGAAAGGCCACCGUAGACAGACCUGGCUCUCAAAAUAUGACAGGCUAUGUGCACACUGUCUCUGGUUAUAUUGAGAAAGACCGACAGGUUUGUCUCUGGUUAUAUUGAGAGAGAAAGACCGACAGGUUUGUCUCUGGUUAUAUUGAGAGAGAAAGACCGACAGGUUUGUCUCUAGUUAUAUUGAGAGAGAAAAACCGACAGGUUUGUCUCUGGUUAUAUUGAGAGAGAAAGACCGACAGGUGCAAACAAAUAAAGUUUGCUCUCGUCUCCACUCCGCCCCAGGGCCUCUCGUGUAUACAGCAGAGGAAGUCCAGAUAUACCAGGACCCACAGCAGCCCACAGCAGCCCACAGCAGCCCACAGCAGCCCACUUCGGCCCACAUCAGCCCACUCCAGCCCACAGAAGUCCACUCCAGCACACUCCAGCCCACUCCAGCCCACUCCAGUCCACUCCAGCCCACAGCAGUCCACUCCAGCCCACUACAGCACACAGCAGUCCACUCCAGCCCACUCCAGCCCACUCAAGCCCACAGCAGUACACUUCAUGCCCACUACAGCACACAUCAGUCCACUCCAGCCCACAGCAGUCCACUCCAGCCCACAGCAGCCCACUCCAGCCCACUCCAGCCCACUCCAGCCCACAACAGUCCACUCUAGCCCACUCCAGCACACAGCAGUCCACUCCAGCCCACUCCAGCCCCACAGCAGUCCACUCCAGCCCACUCCAGUCCACUCCAGUCCACUCCAGCCCACUCCAGUCCACUCCGGCCCACUCCAGCCCACUCCGGCCCACUCCAGCCCACAGCAGCCCACUCCAGCCCACUACAGCCCACACUACAGUCCACUCCAGCCCUCUCCAGCACACAGCAGUCCACUCCAGCCCACUCCAGCCCACUCCAGUCCACUCCAGUCCACUCCAGCCCACAGCAGUCCACUCCAGUCCACUCCAGCCCACUCCAGUCCACUCCAGUCCACUCCAGCCCACUCCAGCCAACAGCAGCCCACUCCAGCCCACUCCAGCCCACAGCAGUCCACUCCAGCCCACAGCAGCCCACUCCAGCCCACUCCAGCCCACAGCAGCCCACUCCAGCACACUCCAGCCCACUCCAGCCCACUCCAGCCCACAGCAGUCCACUCCAGUCCACUCCAGCCCACUCCAGUCCACUCCAGCCCACUCCAGCCCACAGCAGCCCACAGCAGCCCACAGCAGACCACUUCAGCCCACAGCAGCCCACAGCAGCCCAAUCCAGCCCACAGCAGCCCACCGAAGCCCACUCCAGCCCACUCCAGCCCACUCCAGCCCACUCCAGCCCACAUCAGCCCAAUCCAGCCCACUCCAGCCCACAGCAGUCCACUCCAGCCCACAGCAGCCCACUCCAGCUCCAGCAGCCACCAGCCCACUCCAGCCCACGCAGCCCACUCCCCCACUCGCAUCCGCUACAGCAGCCCAUCAGCUCACAGAGCAACACUCCACACGCCCAUCCAGCCCACUCAGCCAAGCGCCCACUCCAGCCCACUCAGCCCCUCCAGCCCACAGCAGUCCCUCCAGCCCUGCAGCCCACUCAGCCCACAGCAGUCCACUCCAUCACACGCAGCCACUCAGCUCAUCAGCCCACUCAGCCACAGAAGUCCACUCCAGCCCAUCCAGACACGCAGUCCACUCCAGCCACUCCAGCCCACUCCAGCCCAUCCAGCACAGCAGCCCACUCAGCCACUCCAGCCCACUCCAGUCCACUCAGCCCACUCCAGCCCACAGCUUCACGCUAGUGGUUGCACAGUAGAUGUAGCUCACCGCUAG
Molecule: messenger RNA, 4334 nt
Organism: Coregonus sp. 'balchen'
Lineage: Eukaryota; Metazoa; Chordata; Actinopteri; Salmoniformes; Salmonidae
Source: the annotation of a GenBank genome assembly